CCAUUUCCUUUAAUGAAAAUAUAUAAAAAUUACACAUAAAAGGAUGACAGGAUCACCCAGUAUGAUAUCUAAGAUCAGGAAAGAACAAUCUCCCAAUUCAUUACGAUUGCAUAUAUAUAUAUAGUUCUCAUCUAGCCAACCUCAAUAAGGGUGAUAUAUAACAAGUUCUUUUGGUCUUCUUGCUUCAAGGCCAUGGCUUCAGGAGCAUCCAAAUCAGCAGCCUUCUUGCUGUUUAUCAUCAACAUUGCCUUGUAUUUCAUUAUAGUAGUAAUUGCUUCAUGGGCAAUAAAUCACGGAAUCAUAAGAACGCGCGAAACAGCAUCUGUUUUAUCGAUUCCUGCUCGCAUAUUUCCCAUAUAUUUUCCAAUGGGAAACAUGGCAACAGGUCCUUUCAUCAUUUUCUCCCUCCUUGCCGGCAUUGUAGGCAUCGCUGCCUCGCUGACUGGACUCCAUAACAUGCUUCAAUUGAACGUUCCAAACUUGCAUACAGCCGCUGCCAGUUCUGUGACAGCCUUGUCACUCACUCUACUAGCCAUGGGAUUGGCAUGUAAAGAGAUCGACAUAGGCUGGACAGAUUCAAACUUGCGCACUCUAGAAGUGGUGACGAUAAUAGUGAGCGCUACCCAAUUGUUCUGCACGGGUGCUAUUUAUGUUGGGGUUCAAGACGUUGCUGCACGAUCAAGCUAAGCUACAAGGAAGAGUUUGAUCUUUCAAACUUAUGCGAGAGUACUUGUUCUUCACCCAUGCCCAUGGCCAUGUAACUGCGUUGUGAUGAAUUUAUUUCAUGUAUCUUUUCUCCCUAUUCUUGUGUCUUGAAAAUGUCAGAGUCUUUACAAAUAUAUUUCUCUUGUUCUUAAUCGUGUUUGUUCUUUGUUUUGUGGUGCUCAUUUGUUAUUUCAAGGAAUAAAUGGGACAUUUAUAAUGCCUAUUUAUCUUCAAA
Molecule: messenger RNA, 940 nt
Organism: Ricinus communis (castor bean)
Lineage: Eukaryota; Viridiplantae; Streptophyta; Magnoliopsida; Malpighiales; Euphorbiaceae
Product: membrane protein PM19L
Exons: 4
Coding region: 193-687 (164 amino acids)
Source: RefSeq, a predicted model, not a curated record